Cyphellophora attinorum is the source of this 396-nucleotide messenger RNA. RefSeq lists its product as uncharacterized. The record is from RefSeq and is a predicted model, not a curated record. NCBI's taxonomy places the organism in Eukaryota, Fungi, Ascomycota, Eurotiomycetes, Chaetothyriales, Cyphellophoraceae. The transcript has a single exon. The coding region runs from base 1 to 396 and encodes 131 amino acids.
AUGGCUCCGAUCGAGCUUCGGAACUCAUAUGCUUUAGGACCCAAAGGUCCAGAGGAUAAUCCAAUCACGCAUGCAGACGUUCUUGAGAUGUGCAAGACAUAUCAAAAUGGCGCGCGGAAGCCUGUCCCCUCACCGAUGACGAGCCGAGAGCACAAACAUCACGACGAGUUUAAAGAUUAUGCGGCUAAGGUCAUCGACUGCAUAGUCGCAAACUACGACAAGUUGUAUGGCUCACACCAAACUGCGAUGUCCGCAGCAUGCGCCGACGAUUGGACAGGGCGCAUAAUCCGAACUAUUGUCGAGGACGCGAUUCUACAGCAAACAUACGUGGUGUUCGGAGAUCCAGUCUCAUGGCUCGUAUGGUCUUGGGUCCACCUUGUCCGCAGCCUCGAAUAG